AUGAAUCUCCGAUCGCGGCUGAGCCCGAAGGGGUUUGAUCCGAUCCGGUACCCGUCGCCUCGGUACUGGCUGCUAUGGCCCGGGGUGAUGCUUAUGCUGUGUGCGUCGUUCGCGGAGAUCUUUAUGAGCGGGGGGAUUAUAUGGCGCGGGAUUAAGCAGGUGUUGCAGUCGAUCUACUACAAAAUACGGAGACAAGAGUCGCAGGUGUUCAAGGAUGCGAUUGAUGACCCGGCGCCGCCUCAUACACAGAUUCCGUCAUGGCAAUGGGUGCCUCUGCUGGUGCUUUCGGCGGUUUUUACGUGUCUGGUUCUUUUCUUCCAGUACGGCAUAGGGAUUGGGCUGUCGCUUUUGUCGAUUCUGCUGGGGUUCGUUUUUUCAUUCAUAGGAGCACAGUCGACGGGGGCGACGGACGUGAAUCCGCUGUCAACGUGUGCCAAGAGUUCCCAAUUGAUUUUUGGGGCGAUAUCAAGCGGGCAAAAGAUGGACGAGGUGCUAGCACAGCGGCUUAACCUUAUAGCGGGGUCGGUGGCGGCGUCGUCGGCGUCUCAGUCAGUCGACAUGAUAGGAGACUUGAAAACGGGGCAUCUUCUUGGGGCACAGCCGAGGGUUCAGUUUUACGCACAGAUUAUCGGGUCGUUUUUUUCGAUUUGGUUGAGCGUAGUUCUUUACAUUUUGUUCAGCAAAGCGUAUCCGUGUUUCACGUCUCAAUUCAUGCCGGAUUAUCCGCCGACGGAGACGUGUGUGUUUGGAGCACCGGCGGUGGCGGCAUGGAGGGCAAUUGCGAGCGCCAUGACGAAUCCCGAGCUGCAGGUUCCCCCGUCUUCGGGGUAUACGUCGAUCGUGCUUGGUAUCGUAUCGGUGGUAGCUGUGGUGUUUAAGCAUUCGUAUUGUCCGCAAAAGUACCGGUCUUAUAUCCCGAAUUUCAAUGCGAUUGGGUUGGGAUUCGUUGUGCCGCAGACGUAUUACGCGACGGCCAUGAUUAUCGGAGCCAUUAUAGCCCAUUACUGGAAGAAACAUAAGCCGGUGUCGUACGAUAUUUACGCUCUCGCGAUUGCGACGGGUUUUGCCGCAGGAGAAGGCAUGGGGGGUGUGGUGAACGCUGUUUUGCAGAUUUCGGGGUUGCCUGGUCACAAGUAUGGUACACGGGUUGGGUGUUCUUACGAUACAUGGUGUGGUUGA
This is a messenger RNA of Pneumocystis jirovecii RU7, 1179 nucleotides long. RefSeq lists its product as uncharacterized. NCBI's taxonomy places the organism in Eukaryota, Fungi, Ascomycota, Pneumocystomycetes, Pneumocystales, Pneumocystaceae. The transcript has a single exon. The coding region runs from base 1 to 1179 and encodes 392 amino acids. The record is from RefSeq and is a predicted model, not a curated record. Gene Ontology annotation, molecular function: oligopeptide transmembrane transporter activity. Gene Ontology annotation, cellular component: fungal-type vacuole membrane.